AUGGUUUCUCGCGUGUCAGUGAAACAGAUCUACUCUGUAACCAACGAGUUCACCGAGAAAUCUCCAUGGCUGCCUCGCACGCAGACCGUGGAGGGUGUGGCAUUCGUGGCAAUCAACAAGUGGGACACCUGCUUUUGCAAGAUGGUGACCGGCCGCUCUCAAGACUUGAGGGCAGGGAAGGGCCACCACGUGAACUGCACCUUUUUGGAUGAACUGAUCGCCCAACGGAACAGCAAGUCCAAGGCUGCCGUGCAGGACGCAAUGGCGGUGGUCAUGGAGGGUGAGGAGAACUCCAAGCCGCCCAACAAGAAAAGGCGAGUCACCCCAGCUGACCGCCACUUGGCGCCGGCCACUGUCACCGUGACGCUGCCUGCUGUCACGCAUGGAGGCGUCUCCUUCACCGAAACCAAUGUCCGUGCGCUGUGGACAGUGCGGAACCAACAGGAAAUAUUCCUGGAGCUCGACGAACAAGUCCUUGAACAUCUGAGAAUUGGAGUGUUGGAGAGCCGUGACGCGGGGCAGGUAAAGCGGCAUCAGGCAAGAGUGCCUGCAACAAAGUAG
This is a messenger RNA of Effrenium voratum, 561 nucleotides long. NCBI's taxonomy places the organism in Eukaryota, Dinophyceae, Suessiales, Symbiodiniaceae. The record is from the annotation of a GenBank genome assembly.